AACACAAGUUUUCAGAUUCAUCUCGACGUUGCGCGUGUCAAGUUGUGUGUCUCGGCUUUGUCUUAAGAUCGGUACUCUAUAACAUUCCCAUAGUUUUGUAAUCAAACCAUAAACUAACUGACUUAACUGAGUCAAGAUCAAACCACAGGCGUCAGCUUUAACGUAUUCCCGUGUGGAUCAGAGAAGAAACCGCCGGACUUCACCCACAUACAUAAAAUGUCACAGACGCUCGCCUACAUCACGUUAAUCGCUUUUAUUGCGCAUCUCUUAUCAGUCUCGGGCUUGCGGUGUCAUCAGUGCAACUCGCACGACAACGAGGAUUGCGCCAGUUUGGUGGUGAAUACGCCGCGUGCCCAGCGGGAUGAGCAAUAUCUGCUCGAUUGUGAGCCCAAGGGGGAGGAGCAGGCCUUCUGCCGGAAGACGGUCAUCAAACUGGAGGUGAACGAUGAGCAUCGCAUCGAGCGCAGCUGCGGCUGGAUACAGGAGAAGGCGCAUAAUACCUGCUUUACGGCGGACAACGAGGGCUACAAGCAAAUCGUUUGCACCUGCAGCGAGGAGGGCUGCAACGGCGCACGUGCAUUAACCGGCCCUGGUUCAGCCCUGGUACUGGCUCUCAGCCUGCUCGCUGCCCUGGGCUGCGUCCUGCAACGCUGAUGAUGAAGUGCAUCCAUCCAGCGCAAACAUUUGAGUUCCAAUCUAAUCAAAUAUCUUGCACUAUCUAUAAGUCUUACGUUACUGUCUUUUCGCGCCGCUGCUUUGCAGAAUUAAAAUAUGUUAUUUGUAUUUGUAAUUUGUAUUUCAUAACUAUGCAAAAACUAAGAUACGACUAAUUUACUAAA
Molecule: messenger RNA, 839 nt
Organism: Drosophila virilis
Lineage: Eukaryota; Metazoa; Arthropoda; Insecta; Diptera; Drosophilidae
Biological process (GO): regulation of synaptic transmission, cholinergic; positive regulation of voltage-gated potassium channel activity; sleep
Source: RefSeq, a predicted model, not a curated record